AUGGCAACAUUGCACUGCUCUACAAUGGGACGAGAUAUUAAUUAUAAUCUCACAAGAAGUCAUAUAAAAACAACAUUAGAGUCAAGCAAGCAAUUAUCAACGCGUCAACCGCCGAUUCCGGCCACGGCGGCCAAUCUCAAUGAGAUUAGCCAACUGCGCAGGAGAUAUUAUAGUGCACAAGUGCACGCGCAGACACAACGUGCACUCUCUAUUCCUAUCACUCUCAUACUCCGGUGGGACGACCACUCGACACGACCGGUGAGAGUUAAGGCGCAGGACCGACGGCUUUACGUGCUCUCCGAGGCACGGGGGUGGAACACCGCCAACUUCCCAACUCCGGGCUGUUAC
This is a messenger RNA of Brenthis ino (lesser marbled fritillary), 348 nucleotides long. The record is from the annotation of a GenBank genome assembly. Lineage: Eukaryota; Metazoa; Arthropoda; Insecta; Lepidoptera; Nymphalidae.